Molecule: messenger RNA, 1542 nt
Organism: Esox lucius (northern pike)
Lineage: Eukaryota; Metazoa; Chordata; Actinopteri; Esociformes; Esocidae
Product: protein FAM180A
Exons: 3
Coding region: 374-916 (180 amino acids)
Source: RefSeq, a predicted model, not a curated record
GAUAGAUACCACGGGCUGCUGCCGCUGAGUGGUAGAGAUAUGUCACUGCAAUAUCCUUCUCGCGAUUAACUCCUUUAACAAAACAUCUUACCGAAAAAAAAAAUGUACAGCACACUUGUUGAAUGGUCCAGGAUAUGAUAUUCGCUGCAGAAUUGUUUAUUGUAGGCCUACUUGCUGCAACCUAAAUCUGCGCACCCAACGUGUCCAGGAGAAGCUUAAAUAGUGUCGUGCUUUGAACCUACGAGCCAACUGGCCCUGGAGUGUUUUUCCUAGUAGAAGGAAUGUACGGCAUUCUAGCCUUGACUUACUGGCUAUCAGAGUGGGGUUUUAUUUUAUUCUUCGAGGCUAAGGAACUAAAGACAGAGGUGGUGAAAUGCAACAAGUGUUACAAGUUCAUGAAAAUAUAAUGGUGUCAAAACCUGUACUUGGACUCUUUUUCUGGGUCACUCUGGGGACUUUAUGUUUUCAGGAUCUUUUAGAAGGUGUGUCUGGUGCCAUUCAUGGCGGCCUUGCUUCCCAGGGCUUGGACCAAUCCAUUAAUGAUGCAAACCUGAUGUUUGAGUCCUUAUUGAGGGGAAUAAAGAUCGACAAAGACAACAACAUCUACCUGCUGGACCUGGAGAUGGCAUCUAUGAGGCAGGGACGGGCUUUUCUGGCUCGGAUCAACGACAACAUCCCCAAAACUCUCCCUUCCAUGGACCAGAUGGUGAAGGCUCUGGAGGACCAGACACUCACACUCCGUCUGGCUGCAUCCCAGUUUGAGAGCCUCGUCCUGGGCAUGGUGUACUCUGCUCACCAGGCUAAGCUCCAGGAGAGGGACGAGGACCAGGAGAAAUGGAGUGAUGUUAUGUUCCGCCUGGCUAAUAUUACUAUAAGCGAGCUGCGAAGACCAGAUCCCAUCACAACAAACAUUUAGAUUUCAAAACAUAUUCUUAAUUAGCCUGGGACUACAUCUCUUCAAAUAAUGUCUUGCUAAAUACCAUGAGUCUAGAAGACAGGAGUUGACAAAACGAGAGGUCUGGGUCCAGGCUAACUGUUCAUCAACUAAGAAAGAAACAAUAACCAGUCAAGUUCAAUAGUUUAUAGUUGUGUACUUUUUUUACAGUUUACAAAAGUGUGAACACAUUAACAAUUUAACCCAGUUAGAAAAAUAGAAAACCUAACCUGUAUCUUUGAGACACUAUGGAAUGUUACAGUGACUGACCUGCAAACGGGUCUAUGUGGUGUCCCUGUACAGUAUAGCCACUGACAUACAUUAUAACGUGUCUAUGUGGUGUCCCUGUAGAGUAUAACCACUGACAUACAUUAUAUGUGUCUAUGUGGUGUCCCUGUACAGUAUAACCACUGACAUACAUUAUAACGUGUCUAUGCGGUGUCCCUGUACAGUAUAACCACUGACAUACAUUAUAACGUGUCUAUGCGGUGUCCCUGUACAGUAUAACCACUGACAUACAUUAUAACGUGUCUAUGCGGUGUCCCUGUACAGUAUAACCACUGACAUUCAUUAUAAUGCUUCAAUAAAAAACCUGAUUUGAACCACAA